Ostertagia ostertagi is the source of this 378-nucleotide messenger RNA. The record is from the annotation of a GenBank genome assembly. Lineage: Eukaryota; Metazoa; Nematoda; Chromadorea; Rhabditida; Trichostrongylidae.
AUGAAACGUUCUGCACUUGUGGCCGCUUCUUCGAUAGCUUCCCCAACUACAUGUCCAGUCAACGCAUCCACUGCCACUGCAACACAAGCAACGGAUGCACGCCCAUUCCAAGAAAUCCCUGGGCCAAAUCUCUUCGCAAGGCUUUUCGGGAAAAACCGAUCCCUUUUCAGGAGCAAACGUUCGAUAGCCAAUUACUUUGAAUGGCUUGUCGAUUUGCAUAAACGAUAUGGACCGCUUGUGAAAGAGGAUGCUCGACAAGUGUUCGCGUCAGAUGGUCGCCAAGCCCUUCAUUGUACCGCUCCAAGAGACAACGCAACGCUAUCGUCAGAUGAAAGGAAUGAACCCAGGGCUUGGAAACCUGUACCGAUUUUUUCAUAG